Molecule: messenger RNA, 481 nt
Organism: Eutrema salsugineum
Lineage: Eukaryota; Viridiplantae; Streptophyta; Magnoliopsida; Brassicales; Brassicaceae
Product: E3 ubiquitin-protein ligase RNF165
Exons: 1
Coding region: 36-308 (90 amino acids)
Source: RefSeq, a predicted model, not a curated record
AGUGUUAGAGAAUCACCCAGUAAGAAAGAAAGAAGAUGGGUCUGGAAAAGUGGCUGGCUUUGCUGUACCCGAGAGUGCAGGGAGGAGGAGGAAGAAGAGAGGAAGAAUGUUGCAGUGUGUGUCUGAUGAGAAUGGACGAAGAGGAUGUCAUCAAGUCCCUGCCUUGUUUACAUGAGUUCCACAGUCUCUGCGUCGACACGUGGUUCCAUGUCAGCCGUAAAAUCUGCUGUCCACUCUGCCGCUUCUCACCCGCUACCAUCCUCCUCACCGAUGAACUUUUCCUCUGGUUCUCUUCUUUCCAUUUCUGAUUCCUUCUGUCUGAAUUCCUCUCUUUUUUUUCUUCAGGGGAUCAAACAUCUUUCUCCUUGUAAUGCUAUAUAAACUCUCUUGUAGUACUAGUUUUUCUUUCAAGGGUUCUGAGAAGUUUGAUUCCUCUGUAAAAAGAUACCAAACAAAAGCUUGGAACAUAUUGUUCUCUUCC